Molecule: messenger RNA, 1399 nt
Organism: Striga asiatica
Lineage: Eukaryota; Viridiplantae; Streptophyta; Magnoliopsida; Lamiales; Orobanchaceae
Source: the annotation of a GenBank genome assembly
CUUUUCUCCGCCCUUGGUCCCACUGGCAGGAGCCGAAAGGAAGCUCAGACACACCCUCUCGCUCGACAACAUUGCAAUUCACGGCGAGAUACGCUCGUUUGUCACAUUAAUGCGUGAUAUUUGGUGCGAAAAUGGGGAAUCGGAAGCUGAAGUGGACGGAGGAGGAGGAGGUGGCGCUGAUGGCCGGAAUUGCGAAGCACGGCGCCGGAAAGUGGAAGACUAUUCUAGUUGACGCCGAAUUUGCGGAUAUACUCUCCAACCGAUCGAAUGUUGACCUCAAGGACAAGUGGCGGAAUAUUGGUGCAAACCAUGGACAAGGUUCAAAUGUUAUUACUCCUAAAAAAGGAAGAGCAACUGCCACAAGUAUGCAAGAGCUCCAAACUAAAAUUUCACCUCAUGCUUGCGGCUCCAAAGACAAUUCCAAUGGCAACUCUCCCCUAAGCCCACGGGAAGUUAAUGAUGCACCAAAUGGUCGCGAACUCGGUGUGGAUUGGCUAGCUACUCUGGCUUUGAUGAAAUUUAUGUUAUCGGUUGAUUACAAAAUAUGUAUCUGGAAGGGAAUUGACACUUUGAUGUUGUCUUGCAGUCUCAAUAGUAUGAUCCUUGAAGCAAUUUCAACCUUCAAGGAUGGAAGGGGAUCUGAUUUUGGUACAAUCCUCGGGUUUAUUGAGAGAAAGUAUGAGGUGCCACAAGGCUUCAGAAGGUCACUGAUUUCAAAGCUAAGGAGACUUGUUUCACAAGGCACGCUUGAGAAGGUCAAAAAACGGUACAAGGUGAAAAGUGAUGCUUCGGGUACCCAUGCAACUGCGCCAAGACAAAAGCAUGUUUGGCCAAAGCUAUUACAAGAGACUUGUUGGCAGAUUAAUUCACCCCAACUUGAAGAUGCUGCCAAAAGUGCUGCCCAAAAAAUUGCAGAGGCCGAAAAUAAAGCCUUUGUGGCGGCAGAAGCAGUUAGAGAGUCCGAGAGGGUCUCCCAAAUGGCUGAAGAUGCAGAUGCUAUGCUCAUGCGACUAAAAGAAAUUUUUGAACAAUGGGAAGAUCAGGAUGGUGCAGCUGAUAAAUGUUCUUCCGAACUCAUCUUCGUGGUGUAACUUAUAUCUUGUUUGAUAGAGAAAGAUUAAUUGUUAGCUAGAACAAGUCAACCAUAAGGGGCUAGUUUUUGUUAGCUAGAAAAAAGUCAACUAGCCAACAGUGUGGCUGAUCCACAUCAUGUAUCAUCAGCUUAUAUUGGCAUUUAAAAUUUUGUACAUUCUGGAAGUCCAUAUUGUUAAUUUAGAUAGUGACUCUUGAACGUUCAGUUCAUUUGUUCAGUACUUUUACUGUUUUAAUUAUUUACUGUUAUAAAUUACUGAAUGAUUUAUAUGUAGUUGGGUUUUGAUUUAUAUCACCCCAAUAUUAU